AAGGAAACAGGAAUUCUAGAUUACGAACUUAACUUAGAAUAUUAAUCCUGUGGGCGGAAAACAGUCCUAAUCUCAGUAAACAGUUCAUUUGUGUUUAGAGUUAUUAUUCUUAAGUGGUUUUUAGUUAAGGUUUGAUGAUGGGUUGGGGAGUUUCAGAGCAAGGGUGGAGGAAAGGACCGUGGACACCUGAAGAAGAUAAGUUGCUGACUGAAUAUGUUAACUUGCAUGGCGAGGGAAGAUGGAGUUCCGUCGCACGAUCUGCAGGACUGAACAGGAGCGGAAAGAGUUGCAGACUGAGAUGGGUGAAUUACUUGAGACCAGGACUCAUAAGAGGCCAUUUGACCCCUCAAGAAGAAGGCAUCAUUAUCGAACUUCACGCUUUGUGGGGUAACAAAUGGUCAACCAUAGCUCGAUACUUGCCAGGAAGAACAGACAACGAGAUCAAGAAUUACUGGAGAACUCAUUUCAAGAAAAAGGCCAAACCUUCUGAGAAGAAAGGCAAGAGAAGAAUGAUAACCAAAGCGAAAAAUCACCAGGAUGAGAAUGGCCAGGCAGACGGAUCGGAGAAGGUAAUAUCGCCUGAAUCGCAGUCGUCGGAAGUUAUAUCCGAUCCCGAGCAGAAUGGACUCCUGCAGCAAGCCAUACCACCUACAUAUCCUACAUCUCUGGAAAAUCCAACCAACUUGGCUUUACAGUACAAUGAAGCGCAGUCAUGGUCAGAUUUCAUCCCCAUGGAUGGUUUAUGGAGUUGGUUAUGGAACUUUGAUGAUCAACAAAAUGUUGGUUUUGGUGAACAAGCAUCGACUUAUGAUUGCAGCAAGUUAGCCAACCAAAAUCAAGCUCCUUUGGGUCCUUAUUUUUUUGAUUUCGAUAAAGGCGACAAUGGAGUGUACAUCGCCUAAACGGCGUCACAACGACUUCUCAUAUGUUGAUUUUUAUUACUCAAUUCUUAUUAAGAUAUCAAUAGCUAAUGAAUGAAUGUCACAUCAGUUGCUGUAUUAAAACGUUGCUAUGAAAUGGCCAUAUAUGGGCAAUAGAUUUCUUACGUACAUGACACUUGGACAUGCUAAUCAUCUUUGGGAUAAAUUGCUUUUCUCUAGAAGCUUAUGUACGUAGAAUAGGAAUAUUGUUCCUCCUAGUUUGACCGCUGUAGAAAAGUUGUACUCCUAAAA
Oldenlandia corymbosa var. corymbosa is the source of this 1172-nucleotide messenger RNA. The record is from the annotation of a GenBank genome assembly. NCBI's taxonomy places the organism in Eukaryota, Viridiplantae, Streptophyta, Magnoliopsida, Gentianales, Rubiaceae.